UACAAUAUAUUUCUGUUUCCCCCUACGACCACCAGAGAGAGCCAUCUCCUCAAUACUUACUUAUAUUUGGUUCUUAAUGUAUGACGCAUGAACUACAUCUCCCAUCAGCCACCUCACAUUGUUGCCCGACCCCACCGGGCUUUCGACUGCCUCUUUUAGGCUGGCUAUUACGUUCCAAUUAAGCGUUUUUUUUAUUAUUAUUUAUUUAUUUAAUUCAUUUUAUUAUAUGACAGGUUGGACUAGUGUUAAAUUAAAAAAAAAAUAAAAUAAAACAUUUAAAGAACCAGAUACAUUCUAUCUAUCGAUAUAUUUUUAUAAAGUUUUUAAAGUAGUCAAAUUACAUAAUAAGAAAUAAAACUAGCGUGUUUUUGUGUUUGUGAAUCUAUUUUUAAUGUGUUUUUAGUUUGUGUUGAUAAAGUUUUAAGGUUCAAGCUCCUCCUACUUGAGCGUCAUCUGCGUCGUCGCACCUCAAAACUCAGUUUCACUUCCUCGUAACGGUGAGUUGAUUUUUGUCUACAAAUGUAAGGAUUUUAAUCCAACUUCACAACGAGUGACAGAACCGGGACCUCGGUUCUCAUCGGUCGGAACCAUGUCUAAGAAAACAGAACCCCACGACGCAUGUGCAGCUUCUGUUCAAACCACUGGGACAAAGUUCCAGACUGACUCGUUGAUGCAGAUUCUGUCAAGAGAAGACCUACAAAGGCUGUUUCCUGGAGCAGAACAUCUAAAGCUGAGAAAGACCAUCUAUGAAAUCCUUCAUGAUCAGAAGCAAACUCAGGAGUUCCUGAAAAAUCUUAAAAGUUGUAUCCAUCAAAACUCUCUCAACGAUGUUGCUGUAACAGUAUACCUUCAAAGGAUAAACAGCAUAAAGGAUCAGCUGGAUCAGAUGCAGACUGUCCUUGAAGCUCAUAAAAUGCAAAAGGACAUCAACAAAAGCCAGGUUUCUCAAAAAGGUUCUUCAUCAAACACCAAAGCGCUCAUGAAAACCAAUGAGAUGCAAAGAGAUGCAAGUCUUUUAGAUAAAAAGAAAAAAGAACAACGCGGAUUUAGCUUUUUACCGUUCUUCAGCAGUUUCUUUUCUUCAGUCGAUGAUCCCCCACCGAAGAUCUCAGUAACAGGGAAGUACAAGAUGGUGGUCUGUGGUCAAACAUUUGGAGCUCAUCUUCAGCUUUUAGACCAAAUUCAGACUUCAGGGUUAAAUUUGAUAAAAGGAAAUGAGGAAGAAAGCUGCAUCACCAUCGUUUUCUGUCCUCUUACAUCUCGGAUUGAAACAGAUGCUGAAGAAGCCAUGAGGACGGUUCCAGGUGAUGAUCCAGUCAUUCUGGUCCUCAUGCAUUACUCUGAAGAACCCAAACAUGUUUCCUCCUCAGAAGUCUUCUCUAGUUACCCUAACGUUGUCUUGGAGGUCCAUGUUUUCUACCAUGACAAACAGAACGGUUUAUUGAGGUGUGAACAAAAUGAAAAAGCUGUCAUUAAGUUAAAGACAGAACUGAAGAAGUAUCGCAAAUCACAACGCUCUGGAUCUAAAAGUAGAAAAAACUCAAGGAUUUCUCCUUCCUCUUAAGUCUGAUGUGUUGGUAACGUUUGUAGAUGCAGUUAAUUUCUAAAAUAAGGUGAUGUUAUAUUAUAUUAGUUUAAACUUUAAAGACAUAUUUUUAUUUUCAAAAGCCUUACCUAUGUUCUUUAAGUAAUGGUUUGUAUUCUCUCUCUUGAUUAUGAACAGCAGUAAAAUUGUCGGCCAAGAACAGGAGUUGCGAUGAAAGAUCUAAACGUAAAGCUUCACUGAUCGCCAAAGACGCCACAGACACUCUCAGAUUCAGAUCAUUUCCGUUCAGGACAAAGAGAGCUAUAUACAGUUUUGAGUUAACCUCAGUCUGACUGCUAAACUAAGUCAGUGUCAUCUUAAGCUUUUAAUAAUUAUUAUUGUAUACUUUUUAUAUCUUGUCGCUUCAGCACAUCUGAAAUGAUAUUGUCUGCAUUUUAAUGUGGGUAUGUGUUUGUAUUGAUCUGGAUUCUACUGGGGUAUUUGAUUUGACUGAAUUUGAUGAUUUGAUUGAUUUUACUGACAAUUUUUUUACUUUGUUCUGUGAUGUUCCUACCGGAAAAAUAAAGUAACUUUGAUUAAAAAUAAAAUUCCUUUUCAGUAACUAUCUAAAUUUCAAAAUCUAAGAUUUGUUUACGUUUUCCCCCUUUGAGAUUACAAUACCAAACUGUUUAUGUACAAUGUGUCUUUUCAACCCAAUCUAAUAUCUGGAUCAAUUUUAUUUGGUUUAAAAAAAUAAAAAAUAUGUUCAAAUAUAUUUAAAUUGUUUUGUUGGUAAUUAAUAUAUGAUAUAAGAAUUAUUUAUUUUUAUAUUCCACAUUUAUAUUACGACAUCCCGGUUUGCAUCU
Molecule: messenger RNA, 2391 nt
Organism: Oryzias melastigma (Indian medaka)
Lineage: Eukaryota; Metazoa; Chordata; Actinopteri; Beloniformes; Adrianichthyidae
Exons: 8
Coding region: 590-1564 (324 amino acids)
Source: RefSeq, a predicted model, not a curated record